UCGGUCACGGUCGGUGGAGAAGCGGCCGCUCCCGGAGCUGAUCGGGGGAUGGUUGUUUUCCAUACAUCUCACAAACAUGGAAAAACUAUAUCUCGCUGUGUGUUUACUUCCUGGGAUUCUCUAUUCUGCACAUGGUAAAUUCCAAGUUAUUGGCCCAGUGCAUCCUGUCAUAGCCGUCGUGGGUGAAGAUGUGAGAAUGGACUGCCAGGUUGUGCCAAGUGAAUCGAGUCGCAACAUGGCACUUCAGUGGCUUAAAACAGACCUCAACUCUGCAGUUCACGAGUUCAGAAACGGAAGAGAUGCAACUGUCAAUCAAGAUCCUGGCUACAGAGGAAGGACUGAGCUGUUUAAGGACCAAAUAGAUAACGGAAAUGUGUCCCUUCGAAUAAAGAACGUUCGAGUAGCCGAUGAAGGGAAAUACAUCUGCUCAGUUGAUAAUGGAAUUGAUUUUGAAGAAACGUCUAUUGUCUUGAAAGUUGCAGCUUUGGGAUACGAGCACUGGAUCAACAUUGGAGGGUACAGAAAAAAUGAUAUUCAACUUGUCUGUGAAUCUAAUGGAUGGUAUCCUAAACCAUUGAUACAAUGGAUUAGUGGUGAUGGAAAGAAUUUGACUUUAAAGUCUGAAAUAAGUUACAACCAGGAUUCCAAAGGCCUGUUCAAUGCCCAGAGCAAGAUUUUUAUAUCAAAAGAUUCAACCAGCAGGUCCAGGUGUAUCUUAGAGAAUCAAGUCCUGAAGAAAGGACAAGAAGCAACUAUCGAGAUAGCAGAUGUUUUCUUCCCAGUUGUCUCGGGCUGGCUGGUGUUCUUGAGUCUGCUCCUCUGUCUUCUGUUGAUAGCACUUGGAUUUGGCAUUUUUUGGACCAUAAAAAGACGCAAAUACAUGAAAGGUCUAGAAGAUAAAGAAUCCGUCAAACAGUAUGGCCACUGGAAACCCCUUGUUGAGUCAGAUUGGGAGAUCAUGUGUAAAAAUCGAGCCUCUGUAAAACUGGACACUGAAACAGCACAUCAACAAUUGGAGAUAUCUAAGGAUCAGAAGAGUGUGAGACUGACGAACUCCCAGACAACUGUUUCUGAAAAUGUGGAGAGGUUUACAGGCUGGGAAUGUGUGUUGGGAUCCGAUGGAUUUACAUCGGGGAAACAUUAUUGGGAGGUAGAAGUUGCGGGAAAUCACAAGUGGUCUCUCGGAAUUGCUGGAGAGAAUGCAGAUAGAAAGGGUGACCUUAUAUUAAAACCAGCGAAUAAAUUCUGGUCCAUUGGACAAAAUGAGAAAGAAAUCCAUGCAAACGAUACUGAAAAAUUGGAUAUCUCUUAUCACGAGAUUCCCAGGAAGAUAGCAGUUUAUCUUAAUUAUGAUACUGGGAUAGUUUCAUUUUACGAUGCAAAUACUAAGUCUUUCCUCUACACAUUCAAUGAGAAAUUCUCUGAGAAGCUUUACCCUUUCUUUCACACAACACAUCAGAAGAGAUGGCUGAAAAUCUGUUCUAUGCAGGAAUCAAAACCUGCUAAGCGUUCUAAAAAUAGUGUCAUUUCGCUCGUUACAAACUUCCCCACAAGGAGUGGGGAGGGAGUUCUGCGUGAGGAAGCUAAUCGGCUCUCCACAAUCCCCCUCCCCCUCCCAGCUUGUCAGCCUCUCGACUCUUCUGCUGAGAUGAGAGUGAUUCACUGCACUCUGCUGUUACUGAACGGGAUUGUCAUCUCACUCCAGGGUGAUUUUAUCCUACUUGCACCCAAUGAGCCUUCUGUAGCAAUCACAGGUGAAGAUGUUGUACUGGAAUGUGAACUGCUCCCACCAACCUCUGCCAGCAACAUGACAGUGCAGUGGCUGAAAUCAGGUCUCAGCUCACCCAUCCACGUGUACAGACACGGACAAGAUGAUCCCCUCGCUCAAUACCAGGAUUACAGAGGAAGGACAGAACUGUUUAAAGAUGAAAUUACCAAAGGAAAUGUUUCCCUCAGAAUAAAGAACGUAAAAACAGACGAUGAAGGGCAAUAUACAUGUUCAGUUGAAGACAGAACUGACUUCAAACAGUCUACAGUUGAACUGCAUGUUCUCAGUUCGGGGAGUGAACCUCGGAUUCAGAUGAAGGGAUACCAUGGAGCGGGAAUCCAGCUUGUGUGUAAAUCCAGUGGAUGGAAUCCUGAGCCAGAGAUCCAGUGGAUCAGUGGCGAUGGGAAUGCAUUAACAGAGGCUGAGACAAAGUACCACAGAGACUCGGGUCUUGUAAAUGUUGAGAGCAGUGUUGGAGUAACGAGGCAAUCAUCAGGCAAACUGAAGUGUAUUAUCAGGAGUCAACAUUUGAAAACAGAACAUACAGCAAUUAUUACAAUAUCAGAUGAUCUCUUCCCUGCUGUUCCUGAAUGGGUCCUGCCACUGGUCGUCACCAUUUGUGUUGUAAUUGCUGCAAACUCCACUGUGAUUUAUUGGAAUGUGAAACAAAACAGACGCAUAAAAGAGCUGGAACUUCAGAAAUUCAUCAUAGAAUCUGGACAAUGGAAACCCCUUGUGCAGUCAGAGUGGAAGAGGAUAUGUGGCCAUGAAGUCUCUGUCACCCUGGAUGUGGAAACAGCGAAUCCGUGGCUUGAGGUGUCUGAGGAUCGGAAGAGUGUGAGACGGACCGGGACCCGGAGGAGUUUCCCUGACACCGGGAAGAGGUUCACAUACUGGGAAUGUGUGCUGGGGUCAGAGGGAUUCACAUCGGGGAGACAUUACUGGGAGGUGGAGGUGACGGGGAAUCGGUUGUGGAAUUUGGGAGUCGCCGCAGAGUCUGUCGACAGGAAGGGAGCGGUCAGAGCGAGUCCGGAGACCAGAUUCUGGAUCAUCGGGCGGAUUGAUAUCGUGAUGAAGGUUUUCACCUCCCCUCGAUCCCGUCUCCCUGCCGGUUCCAUCCCCGGGAGGGUGGGAGUUUAUCUCAGUUAUGAGUCCGGGACAGUUUCAUUUUACAACGCGGAGACCAAGUCCCCUCUCCACACCUUCACUGGGAAUAAAUUCACGGAGAAACUUUAUCCUUUUUUCUGGAUUGGGAAUGAAAACGAGUCGCUGAGAAUCUGCUCCGGUUCCGCUCCAGGUCUGUAAAUGCAGUGGUCCCCAACCACCAGGCCGCAAAGCAUGUGCUACCGGGCUGCGAAGAAACGAUAUGAGUCAGCUGCACCUUUCCUCAUUCCCUGUCAUGCCCACUGUUGAACUUGAACUCACGCGAGGUCAUUACCCACGCGUCAUCCAUGUCAGCGUGGAAUUAAGUCUCGAGCUUGCAAAUGAUGGCGGGCUGAAAGGUAUGUUUGACAUAACAUCUCUGCUAGCAUUCUGGAUCAAAGUCAAGGCUAAAUAUCCUCAGAUAGCCAGGAAAGCACUGAAAACGUUGCUUCCAUUUCCAACAUAUCUCUGCAAAGCAGGGUGUUCUGCAGUGAAUGCAAUGAAAACUAAGUUGCGGAAUAGACUGGAUAGAAGGAACUCCCUUCGAGUAUCGCUGUCUCCCAUCACCCCUCGAUGGCACCAUCUUGUUGCAGGGAAACAAGCCCAGGGCUCCCACUGAUUCAGCGAUAUUGGUGUGUUGCAAUGAUUUUAUAUGUUCAUAUGGGGAAAAUAUGUGCUGUGUGUUUAAUAUCCAAAGGUUAUUUAAAAUGUUAUGAUGCUAGUGACUUACGAGUGACUUAUAAUUGACUUAUCACUAUAUUCAUGCGAGGAAAAUAUGUGCUGUGUGUUUAAUAUUAAAUUCGUUAGAUAAACCCUUUUAGAAACGAAAUUGAGUGUAUUAGCCACUUAUAAGUGACUACCGCGUGUCUGCUGCGGCUCCCGAUGGCGGUUCGAGUCCCGCGUGUGCUGGCCGCCACUAUAUAUAUAUAUUUUUUUCUCUCUCCUUUUUCUCCCGCUGUCCCUCUCACUAUGCUCCUUGCCCAUUGUCUGGGCUUCCCCCCUCCCCCUUUCUUUCUCCCUAGGCCUCCUGUCCUAUGAUCCUCUCGUAUCCCUUUUGCCAAUCAACUGUCCAGCUCUUAGUUCCAUCUCUCCCCCUCCUGUCUUCUCCUAUCAUUUCGGAUCACCCCCCUCCCCCUCCCACUUUCAAAUCUCUUACUAGCUCUUCUUUCAGUUAGUCCUGACGAAGGGUCUCGGCCCGAAACGUCGACUGUACCUCUUCCUAGAGAUGCUGCCUGGCCUGCUGCGUUCACCAGCAACUUUGAUGUGUGUUGCUUGAAAUUCCAGCAUCUCCAGAUUUCCUCGUGUUUGCGUAAUGUUGAUAUGCUCCUGGAUUUCAUUAUUUUCUUCCCUGACUUCACCAGCUUUCAUGUCUUUAUACUUCCUUGAAUCUUUGCCCAUUUCCCAUAGCUCCACACAGAAACCUCAUUGAUCCUAAAGGGGAUCUGCUCUUCCCCCAGCUACUCCUCUGCUAUUAGGCUGGGUUAUGAUACUUUUCUUCACUGUACAAGAAAUGAAACUUCUGUUAAUGAUGCAUUCAUUUUUUGAAAAAAACAAAUAAGAUUGUUUGGAAACAUAUCUUAUUUCCCACUCCCUCUCUAUCUAUAUCUUCUAUUCUCUCAUGCCUUGACUUAUUCAUAAAUUGAGUUGAAUUGACUUUAUUACUUACAUCUUUCAUGUACAUGAAGAGUAAAAAUAUUUAUGUUAUAUCUGUCUGUGUGCAAUU
Messenger RNA from Mobula hypostoma (lesser devil ray), 4634 nucleotides. RefSeq lists its product as uncharacterized. Gene Ontology annotation, cellular component: external side of plasma membrane. Lineage: Eukaryota; Metazoa; Chordata; Chondrichthyes; Myliobatiformes; Myliobatidae. Gene Ontology annotation, biological process: regulation of cytokine production; T cell receptor signaling pathway. The coding region runs from base 77 to 3073 and encodes 998 amino acids. The record is from RefSeq and is a predicted model, not a curated record. Gene Ontology annotation, molecular function: signaling receptor binding. The transcript has 18 exons.